Molecule: messenger RNA, 4039 nt
Organism: Oldenlandia corymbosa var. corymbosa
Lineage: Eukaryota; Viridiplantae; Streptophyta; Magnoliopsida; Gentianales; Rubiaceae
Source: the annotation of a GenBank genome assembly
GUCAUUAGCGAGGCAUAAACUAGAGUUUGAGCCCAGAGGUUAAGUAUACGACGCCGUAAUCCCUGACUGCGGCAGCGAGUGAAAAGCAGACGACUCCGGCCGCGACCCCGAGCGAUGGCAUUUUGACGCUGGAAGAAAGAUCUGACAUCAACGCCGUCGUUUCGGGCUCAAACAAUGUUCUUGCUGCCUCCUUCCAUCUGAUGUGGUGGAACCGUCGACAAGAUGAUUUCCGAAAUGUUUAGACGAGGGCGUAGAGCAUUAAGGCAUUCGAAUUCUGGUCGGAGUUUUACAUUUUGGGCAUUAGUUGCAUUGCUGAUACUCUUAUUCAUAUCGGUGAUGCUAGUUUUUGGAACUAGAGGUAGAAAAACUGAUCCAUUGCCUACGAUAUUGGAGCCAGAUUGGGGUACUUUUAAUCCUAUAAUUAGGUUAGAUCCAACUGUUCAGCUCAGAAAAGGUAGAGAGGUGAUCUCCCAAGUCCCUGGCUCACCCAAAGCAGUGCUCUUCCUGGCUCAUGGUUGUAAUGGCAGAGCUGGAAACUUUUGGGAUAAAUCUCCCACAUGUGAAAAGUGCGUUGGUUUGCCCGAAGAAAGGCUUCUUGUUCUUCAUGCGUUAGCAAGAAACUUUGCCAUUGUUGCCAUAUCAAGUGCUGGAAGAUGUUGGACUUUUGGUGAGGAGCUACUGGUUGUCAGAGAUACUAUUGAGUGGUGGCGGGCGAAAGAAAAACUUAAUGAGCUCCCUCUUUUGGCUCUUGGUGCAUCAUCUGGGGGAUAUUUUGUUUCUGUACUUGCUACUCGGGUAAAGUUUAGUGCUAUUACUAUAAUGAUAGCGGAAGGGAUGUUUGGAAAGAUGGACAUCAAAAGCACUUAUCCUCCCACACUUUUUGUACACAUGCCCAAAGAUGAAGCUCGAAAGCAAAGGAUCGAUAAGUACUUGGUAGUUCUAAGAGAAAAAGGGAUCAAUGUCGAAGAGAUAAAGUGCAUGGAGUUUCCCCUGACGCCAAAUCACUUCGCUGAUGUAAUUGCAGGAAUCGAUAAGAACUUGUCAGCGCAGCUAUUCUACUUGUUCAAAGAAAAAGGAUUCAUUGAUAAGGAUGGUUACAUGAUGAAUGAUGGGCGUGCAAUACAGUGGAAAGCAUCUCUAAAGGACAAAGGAAUUACCUUGCCUGAUGAGUCAUUAUUCAAUCACAUUCAGGAGGAAAUGAAUCUUGCUUAUGCUUAUCAUGAAAUGACUAGCUUACCGUCUGAGCAGAUUAUGGAUUGGUUUGAAUCUCAUUUAAGCUGACAAGUCGCCUAACAUGUCUCUUUAGCUUUGAUAUGCCUUCAUAGAAUGUAUAUUGGAGAGGAUGAAGGGUACUUAAUAUUUGCCUCUGUUCUGAAAAACUGAACAAAUUUGAGGAGAGCAAAUAUUCUGUCUUGUUGUUAUACUUGUAGUUACUGGCUCGUAAGGUAGACUUCUCAUGUAGAUGCUAAUGACUGUUCCAUGUCAUAGAAACUUCUUGCACAUGCUAAUCUUCAAUUUCUAUUUGAAGCUUAUCAGUUCUUCGGAGCAUAUUUAUGUGAUUUCUUUGAAUGUUGUGAAGUAUUCUGACUGUAGUUCUACGGUGCUGUUAGGGUGAUCUGAUUGUUCUUUAAAAGGGCCACAUGGCGAAUUAAUGAACCAUCAAUAAGGAACAGAAAGAAGAGAACAGUUUAGGCCAGUGAGGCUAAACAACCACAGGCAAUCAAUAGCGAAAAAUUUUAGUGUCUAAGAUUGAGUUAUGCAAGCUGCUCGGCUAAACAAAACUUGGAAACAAACUUCUUCUGGUUACAGUCUAACAUUUCACUCAAACUAACGAUAAUAUUUUUCUUUUUCAAAACUUUAUGCCGCGGCUCUAAUCUUUUCUUCAAACCAUGUCUGAAAAAGUCCGGAUAUUCAGCAAUUUCGUCAAUUCUUCUCCCCAUCACAUGCGUCAAGAAUUCAAUUCUUGGGGCUAAGGAAUUGGUCACGCUCUUGAUCAAAACUGGAGGGUAACCAGCAACCAGAGCUGCUAUUUGCCCAUGUCCAAACCCACAGGACUUCAGGUAUUCAACAUUGCGCCUCAGUAUCUUUUCGACAUCUCUAGACAAAACUUCAGGGAAAUUAAUAACUACUCUUUGCAGAUCUGCUUCAGUUAGACCCAAUGAUCUCAAGAACUCUGAUGUCGGACGCAGUCUUUUGUCAACGCUAAAACCCAUAAUGAAGGGGUGUCUUGCCAGAAUUUUACCAAUCAUUUCAUCUCUUGUCAAUCCAAGACUGCAAAGGAACUGCACUAGUUCAGAAAGCUUUGUCUCAAUGCUGUAGCUAAUGAUUCUGGGGUUCAAAAGCAUCAUUUUACCGAUUUGUUUUUCUGCAAGACCUAGGGAUUCAAAGAAAGCCAGAAGCGGACACAGCUUCUCUUCUACACUGUGCGAGAGUAUGUUAGGAAAUUUAGUAAUAGCAGAUGCAACUUCGUUACGUUUUGUCCCCAGUGUUGCGAGGCACUCAACCAUAGGCACCAAUUUCUCGUUCAAGCCAAGAGCUAGAAUUUUCGGACAUUUUCCAACCAUAGAUGGAAGUUUCCUUUCUUGAAUGCCUAUGCUUUUCAAAUAAGCCCAAUUUUCAGAUGCUUUUUCUCUUGGUACACCUUCAAGGCGUUUACACUUCUUCAGCAUCUCAUGAAUGCUAUUGUCGUCAAAACCUUUGUCUUUAAAGAACCACAUAAUACCACCAUUGUGGCUGUUACUGGUUUCCAUGUCCCUAAAAGAUUAUCCAGAAAGCUUAGCGCAUUCAGAUUUUUAAAUGGAUCCAGAUUACACUUACUACAACUCAUAGCUAUGCGACGAGCUUGAUAUGAAAAUAGAGAACAAAAUAAGUAAAUAUGUCAAAGGACGUGUUCUUUUCGAACUUCAUAUACCACAUGGCAUGCUUAAAACGAAUUACACUAAAGGGCAAGGGACUUCCUCUUUUAAAUAUGAAUACCAUAUAGCAUUCAAAUUCUAUACAACCCAGAGCUUAACUGCUUGGUUCUUCAGAGACAACAUUUAUCCAAGAACAUCAGAGGAAUUCUGUAAUCAAGUCAAUCAAACUAGACAAUGGAAAACCACAUUUUCUACACACACAAAAUAAAAAUGGAAUCUGAUAUCAAGAACCAAAUUUACUACAUUAGCAUCAAGGGAAAACCCCAAGUUUACAUGAUUAUAGACCCCAAGUUUACAUGAUUAUUAACGGUUUCGAAUCAAUAUCGAGAAAUACCCGAUCCAAAUCACAAAGACACUUAAUUCCAUUCGAGCGCCAAACUAGAGUCAAAGUAAAAAAUUCUCUAAGUUGAUUUAGCACAAGAACAGAGAUCAGUCUCAAAAGAUUCCAAACACCAGCAGACAUAUAUAUGGAAGAUGUUCAAGUAAACAAAUGCUCCCUAUUGAACUAAUUAUGAGGCAUAAAUUAGCUCUAGAGUUAGUUCAAAUAAGAGGAAUACCAAAACUAGCACUGGAGGGAGUAGAAGAUAACAUGCUUCCAAGAAUACAUCUUUGACCCAAAGUAUAAAUCAGCAGGAAUACCAAAAAGUAGGUUAAAUACAUGUUGGGCAUCCCAAUAGAAUAAAGCCAGAAAAAAACAACAACACAGUGACAAAAAAGAGAAUGUUAACAGAAAAGAACAAGUAGUUCCAAAGAAACCCAAAUGCAGCACCACCAUCCCUCUGCUAAAGGCAGCUAAAAAUAAAUUGUAUUCAGAUGAAAAAACAGAAAUUCAAAAAGGGCCCCCAUUGCUCAAGUCACGAAUUCCUCAUAUUUUAUUGGAAUUGACUUACUAUCAAGCACAUGAAAUGCAUACUACAAGGUAGAAAGCUAGGGAGUGGAGAAACUUACUGAAUAGAAGAGGAGGAAUUUACUUAUGAAGCUUCAGAGCAAUCCCAUUCCCACUGCAGAAUUCUGUCCACCCGCUUCCCACAAGGCCCCUACGACGCCGGACUGCGGUGGAGGCAGAGGUUUUGGGGGGUGACUGAAAUUGUGUAGUGUGAGAGUCAAAACUGGCACAUUUGAUA